GUGCAACACGCAGGACUACACGUGGCACAAGGGCACGCGCUGCGAGGCCAUCGUCACCGACUUCCAGGUGAUGUGCGUGGCCGUGGGCUCGGCCGCCCUCGUGGUGCUCCUGCUCUUCAUGCUCACCGUCUUCUUCGCCAAGAAGCUCUACCUGCUCAAGACGGAGAACAGCAAGCUGCGCAAGACCAAAUACCGCACCCCGUCCGAGCUGCACAACGACAACUUCUCCCUCUCCACCAUCGCCGAGGGCUCCCACCCAAACGGGCACGAAUACGAGUGUGCUCUGGAUGUGCCAGCACUGGAAAGCGCAGCGCUGCUCGUCGGUGGCCUCUGCAGCAGCCGGGUGUUUCCAGUUUGUGCUCCCAUCUUCCUCUGUUAAGUGAUUUUGCUUCUUCUUUUUCAGGAUAAGUUCACGCUACUGCGAGACACCAGAACAGACGGCAGCUUCCUGGUGCACCACUUCCUCUCCUUCUACCUCAGAGCUGGCUGUAAGGUUUGCUUCGUGGCCCUGCUCCAGUCCUUCAGUCACUACAGCAUCGUAGCACAGAAGCUGGGAGUCAGUCUGACAGCUGCCAAAGAACGGGGACAGCUCGUCUUCUUGGAAGGCCUCAAGUCCUGCCUUGACCUCUUAUUUGGAGAGGAGGAGGAGCAGUCGGGACAGCCCAGUCCUCUCCAGUUUAUAAGUGAGAGCACUUCCAACCUCAAAGCCUUGUUUGACUUCGUCCGGACGUCCCUGACUCCCACCGACAGCGACGCCUGGAAAGGCCCCGUGCUGCUGGUGGACGACCUCAGCGUCCUGCUCAGCCUGGGUGCCACGCCGGUGGCCGUGCUGGACUUCGUCCACUACUGCAGAGUCGCCGUGUGCUCCCAGCUGAAGGGGAACGUCGUGGUGCUGGUUCACAGCAACGAGGAUUCGGAAGAUGAGGACAACGAGCUGGUGGUGAACUCCCUGUGUCAUCACAGCGACCUGAUCCUGUGGGUAGAGGGGCUGGCGACCGGCUUCUGCAAGGAUGUCCACGGCCAGAUUAAAAUAAUUAGGAGAGUGUCCUUGGAGCUGACGGCGGAGCAGGACCACGUCCAGGUUUACCAGUAUAAGAUCCAGGACAAGAACGUCACCUUUUUUGCCAGAGGGCUGUCCGCUGCGGUCCUGUGA
Opisthocomus hoazin is the source of this 1153-nucleotide messenger RNA. The record is from RefSeq and is a predicted model, not a curated record. Lineage: Eukaryota; Metazoa; Chordata; Aves; Opisthocomiformes; Opisthocomidae.